AUGAAGCGUGGUCUGCAGUUGCUUUUGGCCGCAGCGGCUCUGUCGCUGUCUGCGGCAGACGAGAUUCCCCAGGUUGAAAUCUCGUUGAAGACAUCAUGGCCGGCACCGCCGCUUAUGCACGAGAUUCUUGAGUCGAUUGCAUUGGAGAACCCCUAUGAAUACUUUACAUUCCUCGACGCCUUGACCGACCCAACCGCCGUUCCCAAGAACACGGAACUCAACCCAGAGGACAUCUACAAGGCCGCCAUCGAGCUUGGAAUUUCCAGAGGUUUCAACCUCGCGACCGGAUGGAUUGCGAACCUCAAGGCCAACCUGGCUCUGCACAGCACGUCGCCCAAGAUUGAGGCGUUCUACAACUACUACACCAACUAUGUCAACAACACCAAGGGCAACGAAUGUGGCUCUUGGGUUGACUGGUAUGGCGAGGUCGUUUGCGACGUCGACACCUUGACCCGGCUUACCGCCAAGGAUCCUAUUGGAGACGGGAAAUAUCCUCGACCCCAGAGUUUGUCGUUCGACCAUAUCUACCCACCACCUGACCGAGUUGCUGAGAAACCACCCCGGACCGCGAUCCUCUACGCCCAAUUCGCCUCUCCGAACUUCCGGGCCCUGCACUCCCAUCUCUACGACCUCGCCCGACAGGAAGAUGCCCGUGUGGAAUACGUCCUUCGCUAUGUCCCUCCCCCGCCCUCGGACAAGCCCAGGGAGCCCAACGUCCUCAGCGGAUAUGGUGUCGCUUUGGACUUGAAGAAGAUGGACUACCUCGCCCUUGACGACCGGUUCCAGCAAGAGAACUCCGUGGCCCAGCAUAAUGGCUGGGGUCGACCCUAUGACCCCGUCCUCGACUUGAUCGAAGCUCACCCUGAGAAGCCUGAUGCCCCUAACGCGACUGUCCCUCUUACCGAGGAGGAACUUGCAGGUUUGGGUGCGCAAGCCAUUCAGGUCAUCUCCGAGGGCUACGCCCCGAUGGAGAUCUUCCAGCAAUUGGCUGAAGACUUCCCCAAGUACGCCACCUCGCUCGCUCGCCGCGUCGUCGCCAACGAGAGCAUCGUCGAGGAGCUCAAGGAGAACAGCGUCAAGGCCAAGGGCGGCGUGAACAUGUUCUGGCUCAACGGCGCCCUCGUCGAGAACUACGACGUCGAGGCUCUCCCCCUGUUGCGAAUGCUCAGGAAGGAGCGGGACCUCAUGCUCAGCUUGACUCGUCUGGGAUUGUCGCGCGAGCAAGCGUUCGACGUGCUGACCCACCCCAUCAUCAGCGCUGCUCACCGAGACACCUCGGACGCGCUUUUCGACGCCAGUGACAGGCAGGAGGGCGGAGAUGUCGUCUUCUACUUCAACGACAUCGAGAAAGACUCCAGGUACUCGAACUGGGCCCCUAGCUUGCAUGAGCUCAUUCGACCCAUGUACCCUGGUCAAUUCCCCAACAUCAAGGCUAACUUGUUCAACGUCAUUCUCGCUCUCGACCUUUCCCAAGUCACUAGCCUCAACUUUAUCGCAGGCCCUGUCUCCAACAUCAUUGAGCGUGGCAUGCCAUUCCGAUUUGCGGUCGCCCCCAUUAUUGAGACUGAGGAUGGCAAGAAGAUGGCCAGACUCUUCUACUACGCCACCAAGACCUUUGGCAAGAAGAAGACUGUUGAGCUUCUACGAAAUGGUGCCGUCCACGAUCUGCAACCCGACGACCCGAUCCCUCCCGUCCGCUGGUCCGCCAUUGAAGAAGGCUUCAACCAAAUCGCUUCUGCUCUCGAGACAGAGGAUCCCGAGAAGAAGAUUCUCCCCUUCAAACAGGUCCUCGAGGGCAAGGCUAUGGCUGAGGGCUUGGAGGACAAGAUCCAGGCUUACCACAAGCGACUUGAUACCACGCUCGCCACUGGACCCACUGGACACGCGUUCUUCAACGGCAAGCACAUCGUCUUUGAUCAGACCUUCUUGAAGCAUCUCAGAGAGGGUGGUAUGGAGCAGCAGCAGUUCCUCAUGGAACAGGUCUAUCGAGGUGUCCUCAAGGACGACAUCCUCAAGGAAAAGGGCAUGGGCGACUACUGGUACGACCUCCCCAAGACCAACAAGAGGAGGAACCGCUACAUCUUCCCCACGUCGCACAAGGACCUCAAGGUCGUCAACCUCCCCGACGCUCUGCACACCAAGGCUGAAAUGUCGUUUGGCGCGGAAUCGUUUGUGUACCCCAAGAACGCGCAGAUCCAGACCCCGAUUUUCACCACUUUCAUUGUUGGAGACUUUGAGAGUGAGGCUGGGUUGGCGCUUGCUAGGGAGGCGCUCAAGCUUGUGGAGAGCGAGAAGUCGCAGUCAAGGAUCACUUUCGUUCCCAACCCCGCGGAAUGGGCCGCAGUCAAGGACGAGUCCGCCAACGCUCUCGUCUCCAAGCUGGUCACCAAGAAGGCUCUCAAGGCUGCUUCUCCCAGCAUCGUCGCCAAAGCCCUGAACGUCGACAUCUCCUCGCCUGUUUCCUCUGGAGAUGACAAGCAGGUGCCUUUGUCGAGCAAAGUCGCCAUCACCCAGCUCCUCGGUUCCGAGCCUGGAGAGGUGGACAAGAAGGAGGUUAGACGCUACCUUAAGCGAAGCAGGAUCUUUGCGCGCGAGGCGGGUGUUAAGCCUGGUGAAACUGCUAUCAUCAUCAACGGUCGUGUUAUUGGCCCCAUCCCCGUCAAUGACUUUAGCGUCAGUGACUUUGAGGCUUUGGAGGAGUAUGAAGCUGUCAAGAGGACUGGACCUGUUUUGGGCGCUUUGAACGCUGUUGCUGGAUCGUUGAAUGAGGACAAGGACAAGUUCGCUGAUGCGAUUUAUCUCGCGUCGUCUAUUAUCUCGUGGACCCAGAUCCCAGACCCGAGCCAGGCCGGUUUGUUCGACGCACCUCCGCGACCUAGGACUCGCAACUAUGAGCAGCUGAAUGAUACCUAUACUUCAUUCGAGUUUGGAGAUCGCGAAUAUGCGCUGUACUAUCUCACCUUCCUCGUCGAUCCCUUGAGCCCCACCGGUCAAAAGUGGGCUGGUAUCAUGAGGUGGCUCUCCAUGUCCGCCAACGUGUACAUCAAGGUUUAUUUGAACCCUGAUACUUACAAGGAGAUGCCCGUGAAGCGGUUCUACCGAUCAUGCUUGGAGCCUCAGAUCCUGUUCAACUUCUGGAGCCGCGAGGAUCCCGCCAAGGUCCAAUUCAAGGGACUCCCCACCGAUCCCAUCUACACCCUCUCCAUGGACGUCCCAGCCUCGUGGCUCGUACGACCCAAGGAAUCCCGCUACGACCUCGACAACAUCCAACUUACCCAACUCUUCCCCGAAGACAAGUCGCUCAAGGCCGUGUUCUCGCUUGACGCGCUCAUCCUCGAAGGCCACGCCCGCGAGACCGCCACCCAGACUCCACCCCGCGGUGUCCAACUCCAAGUCGUCGCCUCUGAUCCUAGCAAGGAAGAAAAGGCCGUUCCAGUCCAGGACACCCUCGUCGUCGCGAACCUCGGCUACUUCCAGUUCCGAUUGAACCCUGGUGUAUACGGGUUGGAGAUCCGCGAGGGCAAUGGAAGGAAGAUUUAUGAUAUGGAGAGUGUUGGUGGGCUUGGGUGGGAUAGUCCUGGUGUUGAUGAGGUUGGGAACCAGGUUGCGUUGACUGACUUUGAGGGUGUGACGUUGUUCCCGAGGUUGAAGAGGAAGCCUGGCAUGGAGAAGGUUGAUGUGCUUGAGGAGGAUAAGGCGAGUAGUGGGGUGUUGGAGAAUAUUUCGACCAAGGUCAAGUCGAUCUUCAAGGGCAAGGAGACUGGUGUUGUUCCCGUCAAGGAGCAGGCUGAGAUUAAUAUCUUCACCGUUGCUUCUGGCUUGCUCUACGAGCGAUUUGCCUCCAUCAUGAUUCUUAGCGUUCUCAAGAACACCAAGUCCACCGUCAAGUUCUGGUUCAUCGAGAACUUCUUGUCCCCGUCGUUCCUCGAAUUCAUCCCCCACUUCGCCAAAGAGUACAACUUCGACUACGAACUCGUGACCUACCGCUGGCCAUCCUGGCUCCGCGCCCAAACCGAGAAACAACGCAUCAUCUGGGCGUACAAGAUCCUCUUCCUCGACGUUCUCUUCCCCAUGGACCUGAAGAAGGUCAUCUUCGUCGACGCUGAUCAGAUUGUUCGAGCGGAUUUGAAGGAGCUCGUUGAUCUUGAUUUGCAGGGAGCGCCUUAUGGAUAUACUCCGAUGGGCGAUGAUAACAAGGAGAUGGAGGGCUUCAGGUUCUGGAAGACGGGCUACUGGAAGGACUUUUUGCAGGGCAAGCCGUACCAUAUUAGUGCGCUCUAUGUGAUUGACCUUGUUAGGUUCCGACAUGAUAUCCUCCGUGGACAGUACCAGGCUUUGUCCGCUGAUCCUGGCUCGUUGGCCAACCUCGACCAAGACUUGCCCAACAACCUCCAGCGCCAAGUUCCUAUUUUCUCACUCGACGAAGACUGGCUCUGGUGCGAGACCUGGUGUAGCAAGGACCGACUUCACAGGGCCAAGACCAUCGAUCUCUGCCAGAACCCGCUCACUAAAGAACCCAAGCUCUCUCGGGCCCGACAGAUCCCCGAAUGGGAAGAGUACGACGCGGAGAUUGCCAGAUUUACUCGUCGCUUGGCGGAGGAGGGCAAGAUUAGCUCUGGUCUCUCGACUGCUGACGCCAACGUUCUCGCUGGUGCAAGCAAUACUGAGCCUGAGGAGGUUGCUAAGCCUGAGGAAGUCAAGCCAGAGACAAAGGAAGAAUCUUCCCCCGUCCCCGAGACGAAGGAGGAGCCUGCCGUUCCGGAGAAGAAGGAAGAGCCUAAAGAGACUGUGGAAGAGGAGGCUGCGCCAUCGAGUGCGACCUCGGUCGAAGCUGAAGCUGCUCGACCUACUGAUGAGCUAUGA
Messenger RNA from Coprinopsis cinerea okayama7#130, 4863 nucleotides. RefSeq lists its product as hypothetical. The record is from RefSeq and is a predicted model, not a curated record. The transcript has 22 exons. Lineage: Eukaryota; Fungi; Basidiomycota; Agaricomycetes; Agaricales; Psathyrellaceae. Gene Ontology annotation, cellular component: endoplasmic reticulum. Gene Ontology annotation, molecular function: UDP-glucose:glycoprotein glucosyltransferase activity. The coding region runs from base 1 to 4863 and encodes 1620 amino acids.